Molecule: messenger RNA, 806 nt
Organism: Postia placenta MAD-698-R-SB12
Lineage: Eukaryota; Fungi; Basidiomycota; Agaricomycetes; Polyporales; Adustoporiaceae
Exons: 7
Coding region: 121-603 (160 amino acids)
Biological process (GO): vesicle-mediated transport
Cellular component (GO): membrane
Source: RefSeq, a predicted model, not a curated record
GCUCAUUCCUCCAUCGGCCUGGCGCCAUUUACGAACGUCCACGCACAUCCCAAGAGCCCGUCUACACCUAAGCUCAUACGCUCCUCCUAGUAUCUUGUAAUCCGUCAACACUCAACCGCAAUGGCUUCCAAAGGAUGGUUUAACCUCGAGGCCGCCACGGGCGCGCUGCCUGAGACGCAGUUCUUCGAAGGCGACUCGGCCUUCAAGUUCCUGGGAUUGUCGCGGACGCAGCGGCUGUACGGCUUUGGCGCGUGUCUUGCGAUCGGGUUCAUCCUGAGUAUCCUGGGAAGCGUCAUGCUGUUCAUUGGGCAACUAGGAACGUUCGCUGUGCUCUAUGCGUUCGGUACCGUAAUCUCGCUAGUAGGGACUGGGUUCCUGCUCGGGUUCAUGAAACAAUUCAAGAUGAUGUUCAAGCCUGUCCGAGUCGUGGCGACAAUCAUCUUCCUCGUCUCAAUAGUGCUUGUCUUCAUCAUGGCGUUUGUUGUCGAUAGCGAUGUCCUGACCUUGGUAUUCGUCAUCAUCGAGUACAUCGCGUACACAUGGUACACCCUGUCGUACAUUCCGUACGCCCGCACGGCGGUACUCAAGUUCUUCGGAAUGUAAGGUAGGCUAUGGCGCUGCUCACGUAUACUCAUAUAAUGGUUCCUGUGGCCACGGCCACCGUGUGGAUUGAUGCUCGGAAUGUGUUGUGUACGAUGGAAAAGUAUCGCUCUCAUGUGGGACAGUGUUGUUGUUCGUUGGCUAUUUAUUUCUUUUCGUUCGUCCGCUACUGUCAACAAGAGCAUCCCAAUGUUUGCACUGUCCUU